AUGGUUUUCUCAGCAAUGUUGACACUGACCCACUCUGGGACCUCAAAUGCUACUUUUAUUGUUUAUGAAAAUGCCUAUACGAAUUUUACCACUCCCCAGUUCUUGCUUCGUAGUGGCACAACACAGCCAUUGAGAUACAGUUCAGGUGCCGUGCUCACCACUGAGAGAAGUACUUUUCUGGUAAACACUACAGCUAUCCUGCCAUCGCAAGAAGUUUUCAGGAGCUUGAGUUUGCCACUCCAGAUCAUUCUUUCUGCUGCUAUGAUAUUUAUCCUAUUGGUUUCUUUCCUCGGAAACUUUGUUGUCUGCCUCAUGGUCUACCAGAAGGCAGCUAUGCGAUCUGCAAUUAACAUCCUCUUAGCAAGCCUGGCUUUUGCAGACAUGCUGCUGGCAGUGCUGAACAUGCCUUUUGCUCUGAUAACAAUCAUUACCACUCAGUGGAUUUUUGGGGAUAUAUUCUGCAGAGUCUCUGCCAUGUUCUUCUGGCUUUUUGUCAUAGAGGGUGUAGCCAUUCUUCUUAUUAUUAGUAUUGACCGAUUUCUUAUCAUAGUUCAGAGGCAAGAUAAACUGAACCCUUACCGUGCAAAGAUUCUCAUUGUGAUUUCCUGGGCAGCAUCCUUUGUUGUUGCUUUUCCAUUAUCAGUAGGGAAUCCUAAUCUGCAGAUACCCUCGAGAGCACCUCAGUGUGUUUUUGGCUACUCUACAAGCCCAGGUUACCAAGCCUAUGUGAUAGUUAUCUUGCUAAUUUCUUUUUUUAUUCCAUUCCUGGUAAUGCUGUAUUCUUUCAUGGGCAUACUCAACACCGUCCGUCACAAUGCAGUUCGUAUCCAUAGCCACCCUGAUAGCAUAUGCCUCAGCCAGGCCAGCAAACUUGGUCUCAUGAGCUUACAGAGACCUUUUCAGAUGAAUAUUGAUAUGAGCUUUAAAACUCGUGCCUUCACAACCAUCUUGAUUUUGUUCCUUGUCUUCAUAGUCUGUUGGGCACCCUUCACCACUUACAGCCUUAUUGCCACAUUCAACAGCCACUUCUACUACAAGCACAACUUUUUUGAGAUAAGCACUUGGCUACUUUGGCUCUGCUACCUCAAGUCUGCACUGAACCCACUGAUUUACUACUGGAGGAUUAAGAAGUUUCAUGAUGCAUGCUUGGACUUGAUGCCCAAAUACUUCAAGUUUUUGCCACAGCUACCUGGCCAUACAAGGCGGCGCAUUCGACCCAGUGCCAUCUAUGUGUGUGGGGAGCAUCGGUCGGUAGUGUGA
Messenger RNA from Pelecanus crispus (Dalmatian pelican), 1260 nucleotides. RefSeq names its product G protein-coupled receptor 63 (gene GPR63). The record is from RefSeq and is a predicted model, not a curated record. Gene Ontology annotation, cellular component: membrane. Gene Ontology annotation, molecular function: G protein-coupled receptor activity. NCBI's taxonomy places the organism in Eukaryota, Metazoa, Chordata, Aves, Pelecaniformes, Pelecanidae. Gene Ontology annotation, biological process: G protein-coupled receptor signaling pathway.